AUGCUGCGCUCUCUCGCUGCUUCUACCUCCGCGGUGCGUCUCGCUCCUCGCGGCGGCGUUGCUGCUCGACUUCCAGCCACGUCUGCCUCGUUCGCUACCUCGGCUUCGCGUCGUCAGGCUACUCCUGCCCCCGCUCCUCCCAAGAUGGUCAAGCUCACCAUCAACGGCAAAGAGAUCGAGGUCGAGCAGGGUACCGCCCUGAUUCAGGCUUGCGAGAAAGCGGGUGCUCAGAUCCCCCGAUUCUGCUACCACGAGCGUCUCAUGGUGGCCGGUAACUGCCGAAUGUGCCUCGUCGAGUCCAAGGGUGCGCCCAAGCCACUCGCUUCGUGCGCCUUCCCUGCCAUGCCCGGACAGCAGAUCUUCACCGACACUCCCCUCGUCGCCAAGGCUCGUGAGGGUGUCAUGGAGUUCCUCCUCGCCAACCACCCCUUGGAUUGCCCCAUUUGCGAUUGGGGUGGAGAGUGUGAUCUUCAGGACCAGUCGAUGCGAUACGGUUCGGACAGAUCGCGUUUCCACGAGAUCACGGGCAAGCGAGCUGUCGAGGACAAGAACAUGGGACCCCUCGUCAAGACCGUCAUGACCCGUUGCAUUCAGUGCACCCGUUGCGUCCGAUACGCCAACGACGUCGCCGGUGUCCAGGACAUGGGAACCACCGGCCGUGGCAAUGACCUCCAGAUCGGCACCUACAUCGAGAAGACCAUGAACUCGGAAAUGUCUGGCAACAUCAUCGACCUGUGCCCCGUCGGUGCCCUCACUUCGAAGCCGUACGCCUUCCACGCCCGUCCUUGGGAGCUCAAGAAGACCGAGUCCGUCGAUGUUCUUGACGCUGUUGGAUCGAACAUCCGUGUCGACUCGCGCGGUGUCCAGGUGAUGCGCAUCCUGCCCCGCACCAAUGACGACGUCAACGAGGAGUGGAUCAACGACAAGACUCGAUUCGCCAACGAUGGCCUCAAGUACCAGCGUCUCACCACGCCUCUGAUCAAGCAGGGUGACCGCUUCGUGCCCGCCUCGUGGCCCGAGGCCCUUGCCACCAUUGCCGAGGGUCUCUCCUCGUCUGGUGCCAAGGGUGACGAGAUCAAGGCUGUGGCCGGCUCGCUCGCCGAUGUCGAGUCGAUGGUCGUGCUCAAGGAUCUCGUGAACAAGCUCGGCUCGGACAACCUCGCCACCGACCAGGUCAACGGUGACCAGCCUCCCAUCUACGGCUCCGACUUCCGAUCCAACUACACCUUUAACACCACCAUUCCCGGCAUUGAGGAGGCGGAUGUUCUCCUGCUUGUUGGCACCAACCCUCGUCACGAGGCCGCCAUUGUCAACACGCGCAUUCGCAAGGCGUACCUGCACCGUGAGCUCGAUGUGGGUCUGAUCGGCGAGAAGGUGGACCUCACCUACGAAUAUGACCACGUCGGCACCGAUGGCCAGGCUGUCAAGGACCUUCUCUCGGGCAAGGGCGCAUUCGCCAAGAAGUUCAAGGAGGCCAAGAAGCCUAUGAUUGUGGUGGGAAGCGCUGUUGCCGAGCACCCCGACGGCAAGGCCAUUCUGGGCAACCUGGCUGAGCUGGUCAAGGCCAACAAGGGCAAGCUGCUCAACGGCGACUGGAACGGGUACAAUGUUCUGCAGCGACAGGCAUCGCGCACGGGUGCGCUCGACAUUGGCUUCACUCCUUCGCCUGCUGCUGCCAAGACGACGCCCAAGUUCAUCUACUUGCUCAACGCUGACGACAUCACGCCCGAGACCAUCCCGCGCGACGCAUUCGUGGUGUACCAGGGUCACCACGGUGAUGUUGGUGCGCAGUUCGCCGACGUCUGCUUGCCCGGAUCUGCAUACACCGAGAAGGCGACCACAUACGUUAACACCGAGGGCCGAACACAAGUGACGCGAGCGGCGGUGCCACCACCGGGAGCAGCGCGCGAGGACUGGAAGAUUGUUCGUGCGCUGUCCGAGGUGAUGGGAGCGACGGUGCCAUACAACGAUAUCCUGGAUGUGCGCGACCGCAUGUUCGAGAUCUCGCCUACAUUGGUACGACACGAGGUGGCCGAGCCAUCGACAACGUCGGCGCCGUUGGCAGUCGAGGAACUUGCCAAGCUGGCCAAGUCGUCCAUCUCGGGUACGCCUCUGUUGAGACCGAUUGAGAACUUCUACCAGACGGAUCCGAUCUCGCGCGCAUCACCAACGAUGGCCAAGUGCACAGCUGCGUUCGUCGAGGGUCAGCCCAUGGACAAGGUGGACGGCAAGGCGACAUUGGCUGCCUUCAACUGA
This is a messenger RNA of Kalmanozyma brasiliensis GHG001, 2256 nucleotides long. Its product is annotated as NADH-quinone oxidoreductase, chain G, C-terminal. The transcript has a single exon. NCBI's taxonomy places the organism in Eukaryota, Fungi, Basidiomycota, Ustilaginomycetes, Ustilaginales. Bases 1 to 2256 code for a protein of 751 amino acids. Gene Ontology annotation, cellular component: membrane. Gene Ontology annotation, molecular function: iron-sulfur cluster binding; NADH dehydrogenase (ubiquinone) activity. The record is from RefSeq and is a predicted model, not a curated record. Gene Ontology annotation, biological process: ATP synthesis coupled electron transport.